Messenger RNA from Morus notabilis, 1256 nucleotides. RefSeq names its product cytidine deaminase 1. Gene Ontology annotation, molecular function: zinc ion binding; cytidine deaminase activity. Gene Ontology annotation, cellular component: cytosol. NCBI's taxonomy places the organism in Eukaryota, Viridiplantae, Streptophyta, Magnoliopsida, Rosales, Moraceae. The transcript has a single exon. Bases 96 to 1019 code for a protein of 307 amino acids. The record is from RefSeq and is a predicted model, not a curated record.
UCCUCCUUCUCCCUCACUUCCCAACUUCUAGGAGCUCCUCUUCCUUCCUCCUCCAAGCCCACAAAAACCAACCCAAACCGGGUCAAUCCCCGAAAAUGGAACCCCGGCCCCGAUUCGUAAUCGAAGCCGCGGAGGCCGAAUUCAUGGCCAAGCAGUCCGGCCAGACGGUCCUCCAACUCCUCCCGUCGCUGGUGAAGCCGGCCCAGCGCCUGGCCCGCCCGCCAAUCUCCCAAUUCAACGUGGGAGCCGUCGGGCACGGGUCCUCGGGUCGGAUCUUCUUCGGCGUGAACGUGGAGUUCCCGGGUCUCCCUCUCCACCACUCUAUCCACGCCGAGCAGUUCCUCGUCACCAACCUCUCCCUCCACUCGGAGCCCCACCUCGAUUCCUUCGCCGUAUCCUCCGCCCCCUGCGGCCACUGUCGCCAGUUCCUCCAGGAGCUCCGCGGCGCCCCGGCGAUCAAAAUCCUCAUCACCGAACCGGACGGCGGCUGCCGGUCCGAUUUCGAACCGCUCCUCAGCCUCCUCCCCCACCGGUUCGGGCCGGACGAUCUCCUCUCCAGGGACGUCCCCCUCCUCCUCGAGCCCCACGACAACCGCCUCGAGUUCCCGAUCGAGGCAGGGGGCGGCCUCUGCAAUGGCGGCGGCGAAAACGGCUUCAUUGAGGACGAGCUGAAGCGCGUGGCGCUGGAGGCGGCGAAUGCGUCCCACGCGCCGUACACCAAGUGUCCGUCGGGGGUGGCGAUAAGGGACUGCGAUGGGAGGGUGUAUAGAGGGAGUUACGCGGAAUCAGCGGCGUAUAAUCCGAGCUUGGGGCCGGUCCAGGCGGCUCUGGUAGCGUACAUCGCGUCCGGCUGCGAAGGCGGCGGGUACGAGAGGAUUGUGGCGGCGGUUUUGGUGGAGAAGGAAGGGGCUAUGAUAAGGCAGGAGGAGACGGCGAGGCUGCUCCUCCGGUCGAUCUCGCCGCGGUGCGAAUUCCGGGCUUUCCAUUGCGUUUCCGGUUGUAAGAAGGGGUGUUGCUGAUUUUGUGGGUGUCUUGUGGCCACCAUUUUUGGUUGGUGAUAUAAUGGAAAAAAGGAAUUGGAUUGGAUUGGGUGAGUUGAUGGAAUGAAAUUGAGGAUGAACAUGAUCCUGUUUCUGUGUAUGUGUACAUCUUUUGCGCUUUUAUUUUCGAUUCUUAAUUACUAAAGUAGCAAAAUAAGCACAGUUCCAUUUGGGAUUUGGUUCUCUUUUCUAUUGGAUUAGAUUUCAUGGUUUCUG